AUGUUCAUCGGAGGAUUGAAUUGGGAGACAACUGAUCAAUCACUCAAAGAUUAUUUUUCACAAUUUGGAGAGGUCCAAGAGUGUACAGUAAUGCGUGAUGGCGCUACGGGACGAUCAAGGGGAUUCGGAUUUCUCACUUUCAAAGACCCCAAGACAGUGAAUACGGUGAUGGUGAAAGAACAUUAUCUGGAUGGUAAAAUUGUAGGUAUCUCCUUUUGUAAUCACCAUCCUCAAGCGAAGCAAGCGGAGAAUACAGCAUCAAUCUGGCGUGCGUCAAAGCUUCGAUUGAGAGCAUCUAGGCUUACAAAGGGAACCAAACAGAUCGAUCCAAAACGCGCCAUUCCUAGAGAUGAGCAAGAACGGACAAGUAAAAUUUUUGUUGGCGGCGUUAGCCAAGAGGCAACCGAGCAAGAUUUUAAACAGUUUUUCAUGCAAUUUGGUCGGGUGGUGGAUGCUACUCUUAUGAUUGAUAAGGAUAGUGGCAGACCUCGAGGGUUCGGGUUUGUAACAUUUGACAGCGAAGCAGCAGUCGAGGCAACCCUCUCUGGACCUUUGGAAAUCCUCGGAAAACCUAUCGAAGUCAAGAAAGCACAGCCGCGGGGAAACAUGCGGGAUGAUGACGAUAGAGGCAGGGGGUCCCGACGUGGCAUGAGGGAUCAGGAUCGCUAUAGCAGGGACAACGAACGCUCUGCCGGCCAGGAUAAUUCACAACAGCAGCAGCAAAACAGCCAGAACCAAGGAGGUCUAACAAGUGGCAUGAGCCCGCAGAUGAUGGCUCAGUACUGGCAGCGUAUGCAACAAUAUUUUGCUUUAAUGCAACAACAAAUGGCAGCCGCCGCUGUUCAGGGCCAACCUGCCGGAGGCGUAAUAGGAAUGGCAGGUAUGAACCCGGCGAUGUUACAGCAGAUGCAACAGAUGCGACAGAUGCAACAGAUGCAACAGAUGGGCGGAGGCGCGCCUCAAUCAGCGAUGAGUACUGGCUCUCAGGGUCCCGGUCCUCAAACGAUGCAAGGGAUGAUGAAUCCAGCAAUGAUGCAGCAGAUGCAGCAGAUGCAACAGAUGCAAAACCAGGGCCCGAGUCCGGGUCCUGUUGGGCCUGGGUUUGGAGGUGAUGGGAUGGGAGGACAGAUGGGCAAUGCCAUGGGACCUGGACCUGGCCCCGGUAUGGGAGGUAACAUGGGUGGGAAUAUGGGUGGUGUCGUGAGCGGGGGUCCACCUGGUGGAAUGGGCGGUGGCGGAGGUGCAAAUAUGGGCAUGAGCGGUUCGGGUGGUAACUUCUCAGGCCACCGAGGAGGCCCCGGCUACAACGCACAGGAGCAGAUUGCCUUUGAACAACAAAAGUACGAACAGCAACAAGCACGCCGGGCCAUUGAGUCGACUCGUGGAUUUGCACCAUAUCAACAAGGUGGCCCCACGUCCUGGGAAGGAAUGUACGAUGAUGUCCCGCAGCCGAAUAUCCCUACCGGCCCACAGGGCGGGGGCAACAUGGGUCGAGGCGGUGGUGGUAUUGGGCGCGGAAUGUCGCCAACUCAUAAUAUGCCGACACAACAUGGUGGUGCUAGACCAUCUCCUGGGAGCAACAAGAGCAUAACGCCACAGCCGCAGAGUGCUCCACCUGCAAACGCGCCCACUGGGCCCCGGAACGCUGGGAAGCCGGGCGCCAAUUACCGUGGUGGGGGACGGGGUUCUCACCGGGGAUUCCAUCCUUAUGCUCGCACAUGA
This is a messenger RNA of Paracoccidioides brasiliensis Pb18, 1722 nucleotides long. RefSeq lists its product as uncharacterized. The record is from RefSeq and is a predicted model, not a curated record. Gene Ontology annotation, molecular function: RNA binding. The transcript has 2 exons. Bases 1 to 1722 code for a protein of 573 amino acids.